Gregarina niphandrodes is the source of this 1677-nucleotide messenger RNA. RefSeq names its product lipase. Bases 1 to 1677 code for a protein of 558 amino acids. The transcript is spliced from 3 exons. Gene Ontology annotation, biological process: lipid metabolic process. Lineage: Eukaryota; Apicomplexa; Conoidasida; Eugregarinorida; Gregarinidae. The record is from RefSeq and is a predicted model, not a curated record.
AUGAUAGCAGAAUAUGAUUUAACAGCUCUGGACUCUCCUACAUCAACGUCGUCGGAGAAGAUUUUGGAUUCGGCCGUUUCAAAAUUAGACGGUGUACCGGAAUUUUACACGAUGGGGAGUGACGAAGCGAAUAGUGGAACUGCAGAUGAUAUGUACCAAAACGAGUCCAUGCGUUUAUGCAUCUUGCAGGACUGGAGGGUGAUGUGCAGACUCAUUGGCUGUCAUAGUCGUUUUUCUACGGAUAAAGCACGAUGGUCACAACUAAGUGACACUAAUAAAGAGCGGCUUAGUGUCAACGACGGUGUCCGGACCGACUAUAUCGACAUGGUUCGAUACGUCUCGCUGCCCGGGAACGUAAAUCUCAUCGUGGCCGAGGAGCCCAUGAACCAGUACGUAAGGAGAUUGAAAGCGGACCUUCGACGACUCAACGUCUGUACCACAAGCCAGGUGAAGCUGUACCUGUCCAGGUUAGCCCCACGCGGAGAUCAGGAGUCGGUUGAUGGGGGAUCGAAAUCGGUGGAAUCGAGAUCGGCAGAAUCGAAAUCGGUAGAUGAGAAGUCCGUGGAGGCCGUCGGAACAGACGCUGAAAAGACAGACAGGAUAAGUGAGAGAAUAACUAUUGGACGGGAAAAGGGCCUGCCUGCUUGUGGCCUGCCUGCUUGUGGCCUGCCUGCUUGUGGCCUGCCUGCCAACACUAUGUCGUCGGGUCCAGACCCGACUGUUUUCCGAAUAUCGCCGGCUUCUUCGCAAGAAAAUUUAAUAGACGAGUCUUCUGUCAAAAUGGUCACAGCCGUAGCUACGGCAUCAGUUACGGCCUCAGUUACGGCAUCAGUUACGGCCUCAGUUACGGCCUCAGCUACGGCUUCAGUUACGGCCACAGCAUCAGUCACGGGUUCAGUUACGGGUUCGGUCAUGCCUUCAGGAGCCGCGGCGGCGACGUCAGGGCCGCGUUUGCCAGUGUUUUCGGCGUCUGAUAAGCAUGUGAUAUUUGCUAUCAACUGGUUCUCUCCACAGGGUGUGAAGGAUUGGUUGACGUUGGGUUUGAAGUUGAUAUCGCAGUCUUCAUUAGAUCCACAAUUCCGGGCGUUGGGCCCGCAGUUUCUGCAAAUGGCUGAGGAUUUGUUGUGGGCUCCGACGACAAUUAAGUAUCUGAGUGAUCGUUGCGUAUCGGCAAGUACAUUGCAUUGCAGCCCUAUCAAAUUGAUGACUUGUACGGGCUUCAGCAUGGGCGGUGCCGUGGCACAGGCGUUGUGUUACAUCCUACGUGAGUCCAAGCGCCUCAGUCUACCUAUGAGGGCUGUAGGCAUCGGUAGUCCACGUCCUGGAGGGCCACAGUUCACUAAAUGGUUCAAGGAGAACCUCGAGAUCGGCAGCUGCAACAUUGUACUAACCACCUCCACCUGUACUGAACGGGACCUUGACGAAGCUGUCCAGCUAGAUCCAGCUACAACCUACCCUUCCAUCGAAUAUGGCUAUGACUAUCACCCCAUUUGCGUACUUCUCAACAAACAAACUGGUACCUGUCGGAAACUUAAUAGAAUCUCCACAUACGACGUUAACACAAGCGUGCUAAAAUCUAUAUGGACGUCCAUACCCGGCAUGGACGCGAAUAGAGACCAGCUCUGGCGCGAUCUCCAUAGUGUAACAAAAUACUACGAGGCAUUCGUGCGUGGCUAA